Messenger RNA from Heterostelium album PN500, 450 nucleotides. RefSeq lists its product as uncharacterized. The coding region runs from base 1 to 450 and encodes 149 amino acids. The record is from RefSeq and is a predicted model, not a curated record. NCBI's taxonomy places the organism in Eukaryota, Evosea, Eumycetozoa, Acytosteliales, Acytosteliaceae. The transcript is spliced from 2 exons.
AUGGAUUUAAAUAAUAAUAAUGCUGAAACAUUGGUACCUCCAAUGAAUCAAUUAUUAAAUCAAAAUACAAUGGCAGAUGAAGGAUUGAUGAAAAAGAUGGUAGAGAAAAAUAAAAAAGAUAUGAAAAAGAAGGACAAGAAGAAGGAUAAAAAGAAAGACAAGAAGAACAAAGAUAAGAAAAAGGUUACCAUCAAGAGACUCGAAUGGAAAAAAGAAAUCAAGAAUGCCAUCAAAGAGUAUCCAGAGGGUAGUUGCGUACCAAUGAAACAAAUUCGUUCGAAAAUAUUGGCUGCGCAACACGCAAAAAUCGAAAAAAUACUUGGUAAACAAUUUAACAAAAAGAUUCUUAAAGAGAAUGAUAGAUGGACUGUAACAUCGCAAGGUGAUCUUAAAGUUCUUCCAAAACCUGUUAAACCAAUUAAAUCUCAAACAGGAACACCUUCAAUUUAA